Molecule: messenger RNA, 2339 nt
Organism: Arvicanthis niloticus (Nile rat)
Lineage: Eukaryota; Metazoa; Chordata; Mammalia; Rodentia; Muridae
Gene: Krt222
Product: keratin 222
Molecular function (GO): structural molecule activity
Source: RefSeq, a predicted model, not a curated record
UGGGCGGGAACGGUUUCCUCACAUUUGCAUAAUUAAUUAACAACCCUGGAGUUUGCCCAGCUUCUAGUGGGGGAAAUGGAUCUCUGCAUCUUUAAGGCUUCCGCGGGGCUGUCUGCUCUGGCGACGCAGGCAGGGCAGGCUCUGCCGCAGCGACUCAUCCCAUCGCUGAGGUCCAGUUAGCCAAGGUGGAGGAUGGGAAAAGAAUGGAGCUGUCCCAGCUCCUCAAUGAGAUCAGGGCAAACUAUGAACAGCUCCUCACCAGAAAUCAGAUAGAGACGGUGCUGUCAACACGGAUCCAGGUAAUGAUUUCAUUCAGCCAGGCACCUUCAGGAUAAGGAGACAGUCCAUGUCUACCCGAUUCCUGUCCCGGCCUCUCUGAGCUAGAGGAAGAUAUAACCAAAAAAAUGGACAAGGAUGGAGAAGCUCUGAAGGCAGCUCAGGCUGAACUCAAGGAGGCGCGCCGGCAGUGCCACCAUCUGCAAGUGGAAAUCGAGUCUCUCCACGCUGUGGAAAGGGGCCUUGAAAACUCCCUGCAGGCCAGUGAGCAGCACUACCAGAUGCAGCUGCAAGAUCUGGAGUCAGUGAUUGGCAGACUAGAGAAGGAGCUGCAGGAAGUGAGGCGUGGCAUCGAGAGGCAGCUUCAAGAGCAUGAGAUGCUUCUCAACACCAAGAUGAGGCUGGAGCAGGAAAUAGCCACUUACCGCCGCCUGCUAGAACAGGAAGAGAUCAGAUAUUAUGGGUGUAUCCAAGGAGAGAAGAAAGAAGAAAAGCUUACCAAGAGUAAAGUUGGCUUUCUUCUCCCCUCAGCCAUUAUAAAUGAAAUAUCCUUUUCAACAAAAGUUUCCCAAAAGUAUGAAAAUGAAACCAUGGAGUCAGUGACCAAACAGGCAGUAGUGAAUGGAGACACGGUGAAGGAGAGCGCCCAGGCCCAUGGCACCAUUCAGACAGAGAAAGUGGAUGAAGUCAUAAAAGAAUGGGAAGGUUCAUUCUUUAAGGAUAACCCUCGACUGAGGAAAAAGUCUGUUUCUCUCCGGUUUGAUCUGCAUUUAGCAGCCACUGAUGAGGGCUGUUUAGAGAGCAGACAAGAUCUUCCAGAUAUCGAAGUCAGGCUUAUCAUGAGAAGGUCCUGUAGUAUCCCCUCCAUCAAACCCCCCCCAGCAACCGACUAACCCAGAGAUCGUAUUCACCAAGGGCACUAGGAUGGACCUACGUAAGCCAUGCAGACCCCCAGUCCCAAGUGGAAGGUGUUUUAUAUGUAUGGAGAAUGUUCAGGUGCUGUGGGCUGGGACUCUCUUCAGAGAAUACAUAAGGAAGAGGUGAUGUUGCUAGGACUCCAAAGAUGAGCUUUUUUUUUUUUGAGAGGGGUUGCUUAAAAAUAAAACAGAAAUCCAGUGUAGAUUCUGUUUUAUUUCUCAUCUAAAUAGUCUUUAUUCUGAUGAGCUUUAUCGGAGACUUUAAGUAUUAGUCUGUAAUUUUCCUCAAAGGCUGAACAUCCUAAGGAGAAUAGAAUAGCUUGUUUGAAAACUGAAGAAUUACAGUGAAUUAUUCUUCGUGGCUCCAGGACCAGCUGAACCUAGAAUGUUCUACUUCUAAAAAGGCAGCAGUUAAGAACAAACAUUUAAGGAGGAGAUUUUACAUUCACUUAGGACUUUUACUUUUGAGACAAUCAUUUGAACCCUGGGAAUUACAGCGUUCCCUCCAUGAGCAAUUCUGAAUGAAGCAUAGCGCAUACCCCCAUGGCAUUCCGAUGAUUAAUACAAUUGGGUUACUCUGUAUCUUAAAGCUUUUUUUAAAAUCAGUAUCAGAGAGUCAGCUUGUUGAAAGAUAAAGGAUACACACACACACACUCCAGCUGUACAAACCUUUUAAAGCACAUUGAAAAGGUGGUUGACUCCAGUUACUAGAAUUACCCAGCUGCUCACCAUCUGCACUUCCAGCUGUAAAAUGAAAUGUGAAUAGUGUUUGCUGUGGGCCUUAGAGGAAAGAGUUUAUGAACUUGGAGAAAUAGUCCUUGCAGUCAUUUCUGUGAACUAACAGCAUAGUAUUGCUAUCUCAGCUAAGAGUGUCUGCAGAACUUGUUCUUAAAUUGUUCAAACUAUAAUAAAUAGAGAUGUAAAAUAUAUUUGUGAAUAAGAGAAUUGUUGCAAAGGUUUUGUUUUGGGUUAUUUUAAUUAUUUAUUUACUAUAUGUGUAUUCUUGCACACCAGAAGAGGGCACCAGAUCUCAUUACAGAUGGUUGUGAGCCACCAUGUAGUUGCUGGGAAUUGAACUCAGGACCUCUGAAAGAGCAGCCAGUGCUCUUAACCUCUGAGCCAUCUCUCUAGCCCCGUUGCAAAGUU